Molecule: messenger RNA, 1113 nt
Organism: Rotaria sp. Silwood2
Lineage: Eukaryota; Metazoa; Rotifera; Eurotatoria; Philodinida; Philodinidae
Source: the annotation of a GenBank genome assembly
AUGAUACAACAUCUUAGUUUCUAUCAAAUAGAAGGGUCUCAUUACUGUGGAAAGGUUCGUUGGGCAUUGGAUUUGAAAGAGCUUCCCUACAAUACCAUCGAUUUCAAUAUAUUCGGUGAAACGAAAGGUUUAGAACGAGCACCAAAGACAAUGCGUAAAUUGUUCCCGAUUCUUGAAGAUCCAAACAAUAAAGAUGGUAAUCCAUUUCAAUGUGAUUCAACACCAAUUUUGAUCUAUUUGGAUGCUCACUAUCCUCGAUCGUCUGUAUCUCUUUUUCCAUCUUCAUCAUCUGAACUACGUCAACAAGUAAUUGAUACAUGUUUACGUUUUGAUUCAGAAUUAGGCCUUUACGUGCGUCGCCUUGGAUUUGUUCAAAUACUGAAAGAUAAGUCAAGUGCUAUGUCAAUCAUGGCUGGUCAAAAAUUUUCAUGGGCUUAUAAUCCCGAUGAUAUUCGUUCGCAUUUAAUUAGUUCGUUCAUUGCUUGUUUUACGAUUGCUCGAUUUCGACUUCAUCGCAUCCGUGAAGAACGAAUAAGAGAAAAAACAGAACAAAUUCUUCUAGACAUUGGAAAUCAUUUACGUACAAAUGAUUAUCUUGUUGGUGAACGAUUUUCGGCAGCUGAUCUAACGUUUUGUUCACUCAUUAAACCACUUCACUGUAUGCCUUAUUUCUAUGACGAUCAUCGCUUUCGUUGUAUAUUCGAAUAUUGUGACCGGAUUCGACGAAACUACGACCCAAAGUAUCCAAAUAUUGAUAAUGCUUUCGACAAAGUACUGAAUAAACGUCAGGUACAAAUGAAAAAAAACGAAAAAAGUUUAAUUACUCGUGUCAAAACAUUUAUUAAUCGAAUCAAUUUUGUACAACGAUUUUUUAUUGCAUUCAUGAUUAUGGUUGUAAAAAAUGUUUAUGGACCGGUAACUGAUGAUGAAGAAGUACCUGAAUUCAAGACAUCAUCAUCAUCACAGAAUAGGCAAGAAAAAGAAGCAGUCAAUGAUCAACGAUACAUAAAUUUCAAGUCAACUUGGUCAACGAUCAAAUUCUUCUUCAAGUAUCAAUGUCAUCUAUUAUUUACGAUUCCAGAUCAAGCAGCCUAUUUAGAUAAAAAAACAUAA